AUGCCGAUGCAACCACCGAGAGACGAAUUACCGUUGGAAGUCUUCCUCCGCAACAUGAAUCGUGAUUUGGGAGUUUCUCUGUCCAAUGAGGGUGUCCUUGAUGAGAUCACCGAAGAAACCGCCCUUUUCAUCGCACCUCGUGAACUUGAAGGACGAUUCGGCGGCCCACCAGGCCCACAAUUGCACUCAAUUGAGCUGCGCAACGUGUUGAGGGUGCUCGUUGAGGCCCAAGUCACGCUUGUCGAGUUUGGAGACCAGGUCACCUACAGAUACGGAUGGCCACAGGUCCUAAAUGUGGUCAACUGGUAUCUCCACGACGAGGAGGUAUUCCGAGCCACGUUAAUCUUGCAGAGAAAUGGCUGGCCACAGGCCCAAAUCAGAGAUCACCGGUUCCAAAUGGGACGUGGGUAUUGGAGCAGGCAGAGCAGCAGCGGCCUGGCCCACUUUAUCGAUGAUUGGACUGUUGUGAUACUACUGCCAAUCUCAUCAGUUGGGAUUCGGCUUUACCAGACUGAGCGCGUGCCAUCAACCUUUGCCCCGGAGUACAGUGUUCGGACGCCGUCGUUGCCUCAGUAUGUCGCCGCGCUGAUCGAUUUUGUUCUCGCCCAUCGAGUAGGUGAUCGGCACCUCCGAUACCAAGCCGAGACAGAUCUCGUUCGGUUCAUUUUCGUCUUCCUUCUGCACGGAGAGCCGGCGCACGACGUACGGGAGGCGGAUGGCUGUAUCCUUCCUCCCGUGCGUCAAAUUGAAGGGUACGAGAGACGAGUUGCGGCGGCGAGGUCAACUGUCCGCGGGUGGGAUUGGCGCGGUCUGCCUCCAGAAUAUCUACAAAUUCUGGACCGCGCCAUCCUGGACCGCGACUACAUCAGGGCCUUGAAUUCCGUUCCCUUGAGGCAGGGAUUCGGACUGAGCACCACUGAGGAAGACCGGGAAUGGCUUGGCAUUGCGCGCGCUCAUCAUGGGCUGAGCGAGCACUAG
Messenger RNA from Penicillium malachiteum, 978 nucleotides. RefSeq lists its product as uncharacterized. The coding region runs from base 1 to 978 and encodes 325 amino acids. The transcript is spliced from 2 exons. The record is from RefSeq and is a predicted model, not a curated record. Lineage: Eukaryota; Fungi; Ascomycota; Eurotiomycetes; Eurotiales; Aspergillaceae.